This is a messenger RNA of Porites lobata, 18427 nucleotides long. The record is from the annotation of a GenBank genome assembly. Lineage: Eukaryota; Metazoa; Cnidaria; Anthozoa; Scleractinia; Poritidae.
AUGAAGACAGACACUGGAAGGAUGGAGGAGGGCAACUGUGAAGAUCUACAGAACUAUGUUUGUGAAAAGCCAGCCUCAAUAAGUAAGUAAAAAUCUUGUUAGAAUAUAAUUGGAUAUGUUCGGAUUUUAUUUAGGUCCGAGGGAGUUUCUCUUACAAAGGGAAUGGGAUUCUCGAUAGUCUCGUUUAAGAGUGUACGGUGGAGCCUGUAUUAAGCGGCAGCGUAUUAAGCGGUCACCCUCUAUUAUGCGGUCAGUUUUCAAACUCCCGAAAAUUACUUCCCUUGAUGUACUGUAAUUUCCACCUCUAUUAAGCGGUCACGGUCACCAUUUGCGAAGUCCCAAUGGGACUUUUUCUAUUGUCUUGACCUGUAUUUAACGGUCACACGGUGUCAAUUACUUGUUCACCAGUUUCAACUGAAGGGGCCGACCAUUUAACUCUUGAGGGGGUGAUUUUGAAAAAAAAUUUCCUGCAAGCGCUUGUCGGAAGAAAAAUAUUGCAUGCAGCACAAAUGUAAUAAAGAGCUUAAGGGAAAAAAAGGGAAAAAAAUAUCCUGCCCACCAUAUUGCUAGAAAAAAAAAUUCUUGAUGACCAGAAAUCACCCACCCCCACCCUCAAGAGUUAAAUGGUCGGCCCCUAAUGAAACACACGAGGUAUAACAAUUGAUUUCCUUGUUUGUUUUCGCAAAUCAUUAAAAACCCGGAAAUGAAUGUUUCUAUUUGAGGUCAAACGUCUGAUCUGAUCAGCACUGGAGAUCCAAUUCGAAUUUUUUGAACUGUUUUUCUUGCAACCUGUAUUAGGCGGUCACCCUGUAUUAACCGGUCACUUAGCCAUUCCCCGAGGGUGACCGUUUAAUACAGGUUCGACUGUAAUUUGAAAUUUUGUUAUCCCCAGUGUAUGGUUGACGAAAUCAUGUGUGCCCAAUAAUUUUACAUUUACAUACUGAUAAAACUAAAAAAACUAAAAAAAAACUAAUUAAGUCAUUCAUUAAUAAACAGAGUUAAAAAUAAAUAACUUAGCUAAAAAAAUAUGUGUGUGCACUUCAUUUGCUAUUUUACAAGAUUUCCGAGUGGGAAACUGAUGAUUAAAUCACGCGUUCUAUUUCCCUUUUGAAUUGCUCUUUUGACUAGAUGUUUGUAACAUAUUCAGGUAAAAAAUUCCGGCCACAAUUGGGCCCCGCUAUAGCCUGCGAACAGAAGACGCAUUUCCGGUCGUCGCUUCUCUCCCUCCCAAUGACUUUUCGGAGGGAGAGAGGCGAUGACCGAAAAUGCGUCUGCUGUUCGCAGGCUAGCCCCGCUAUAGCUAAAGCUACGCUUUAGAUAAUUGGUGCGGUGGCUUGAGCAGAGUUAGCUUACCGCUUAGCCUGCAAAACAAGCGUUUUUGCAGUGUGAUCCAUGAUUUUUUUCGGAAAUUUUUCGGCUCCGUACGAAAGCGCCCGACAUCAAAACGACAACUGUCGUAGAUCGAUCUUACCCGUUCCGAGAUCAAGAAGUGCCUAGCGUGCAUCGUGCCCAGAGCUUUUGAUGUUAUGAUUUAGUCGGUCUUUCACAGGACGAUAAGUUGCCUUCAUGUGGACUUUGAAUGUUUCAAAUUAGCACUCAUGGCCAACUUUUGCAAUUGGAGACUGACGAAGGGAUCAGCCGUUGCUCUUGGUCUCCUCGUGAGUCUCACAAUUUUUUUAACUUUUCUCACUACAAGACCCCCAUUUUCAUGUUUUUCAGGAAAAUAUCAUCUUGAAAUGAAAUGUUUGUUGUUGGUUCUCUCCUUUGCUCCGAGAGGUUUUUCUCUGGGUACUUGGGUUUUCCACUCUUCUCAACUAACCAACAUUUCCAAAUUCCAAUUCGACCAGGAAUCAGGUAGACGAAGAACCACUUUGUGGAUGUCCUACCUCUAAAUCAUUAUUUAUUUCUUUAUGUUUUGCGCGCUUCUCCUUUGUUCAUUUCCAGAUUAUCUCUGAAAUACUGCCGCUUAGCUACUUUAAUGACAUUAUUUAUCUCAUACCUUUUUCUUUCACCAAGCGUAGUGACCUUGUCAGAUAUUCUGUAUCUAAAACACCCACGUGGUGGGGCGACUACUCUCUCAAUUAUCCUGCAUUUUUCCACAGGUCGUAUUUGUUAUCAGUACCCAAACAAGAAUUCAUCGGUUCCCAUCAAAACCAGCUGCUCAUUCCCAGAAAACCUUUGUUUCAAAUUUGACAAAAAAACGGAGGAUAACGAACAAGUCACCGUUCAAGGAUGUAUAACCGCUGAACAAUGCAGACAGCUUGAUGACGAACAUUUGCAAUGUUGUGAGGGAGAUCUUUGUAAUAAUAGUAAGUGUCAUGGUUAUAGAAACGCAAAAAUUUAUUAAUUUAGGCGCACUCUGAGAUUUUGACAAUGUUCCAAACCAGAGACAAGUUGGUUCAAAGUUUUUGAAUCAUGAUGAUGAGGAGGAGAAAACUGAUCGGAAAGCAAAUAUGGUGUACUCCUACUGAAUUUUUUUUCUUUCUUUUGAUUAUAAUGCUUCUAUUUCGCAACUUGUAAGCCUUCGGUCAAUCUCAGCUACGGAAGGAUCAAAAUAGGUGGGUGUCAAAAGUUGUUCAGUGAUGACACAGCGGGUUCUUCGUGAUACACUGUAAGUCUUCGGCUAUUUGAAUUUGUGCUUACCCAAUUUGUAACGGACUAAUUUCAUUAGGUGUUUUUGCCAUAUUUUGUGGUUGCACAAAAUCAAAGGGAAUUUACAUGUAGUUCCUCUUUUUGUGUAAAUGCCUUCGCAUUAUGACUGGAUCGUAUAAUUACAGAGGACACGAGUGUACAAGCUCAGUUAGCCAGGUAAGACCCGCUUUUGUCCUCGCCGAAGCGCAGUGGAUAAGUUCCACUGUCAACAAGUGACAUUGUAGUAAGAGAAGAGGUGUUAGCACUAUAUAAGCUCUAACAUGCCUGUACCCCUUUUAACCUGACCGCAUAUUAUUGGAAAAAACUUCCCCACUUCCAUUUAUAGUACAGUACCUUUGAUCACAGUGUGAUAUAUUUAUUUUGUUUGCAGUCAUAGAAACCACGACUCCCGCAUCUGCACCAGAAACCACGACUGCCGCAUCUGCACCAGAAACCACGACUCCCGCAUCUGCACUAGAAACCACGACUGCCGCAUCUGCACCAGAAAAUUCCACUGUCAUUAACAAAGUUAUUUACAUUUCACUUGGUGUCACGUCCGCUAUUUUGCUGUUGUCGGUCGCUAUUUUCGUCUGGUGCUACAGAAAAAGAAAGACUACUGAAAGGUUUGUAGAGCCCUGCUAAUGCGUAGCUGGCGUUUUUUUUUUGUUUGUUUGUUUGUUUGCUUCUGUUUUAUUUUCAGUGGUUUGGUAAAGUAAGAGAUUCAGCCGCACGAAAGCUGAACCGAGGACGAAAAAGAAAUGAUAGGGAAGGGGGCGAGGGGAGAAGUAAGUGAGAAAAAUCUCCUGUACUAAACCCCUUGAGAUUUUUAAAACGCCCCUUCCAGUUUUUAUGAAAGGAUGAUGUGACAUGUUUUGAGGUCUGACGUCAUGCAACCGACAAAAUGUCGCGCCAAAGGUUUUUUGUUUACGAUCUUUUAAUGCUUUUUUAUUAGCGCUUUCCCGGUAAUUAUUCUCCCCCUCGCCCCAUCCCCCAUCGUUUUCUGUUUCGACCUCGGUUCAGCCGCGUUUACGCGGCUGUAACUCUAAUAUUACUUUGCAAACCACAAAAUAAAAAAAACACACCAAAGAAUCUCCAGCUAUGCUAGCUACAUAAAUACAGAAAUAAAUCUUACACUAAGGAAAGCUUUCAUUUUGUCUUUUUAUCUAAACGUAGCGAUUAAUCUUCGUUCCACGUGGCGUUAUUGGCUAAAUUACAUCACUUGUCAACAAAACCUGCCAAGAUGACAGAUAACUUUAACUGGAAGUCAAAACCAUAACUUAAUUUGCAAUUCUUGUGAAAAAUAAUCAAAGAAAUUUUUUCAUUGUCGAAUGAUGCAUAGAAAAAAAUGAAAAAUCUCAAGAAUACUCUGAUGAAGAGGAAUUUUGCUUUUUAGAUAUGCCUAAAGUGAAUUAGAAUUGAAUAAAUUCUUUUUUUUUACUCAUUGCUUGUGAAGGAUGGUGCCCUUGACUGAAUCGUCCUUUAAAAAAAAAUCAGUUUCUUUUAUCCCCACUCGGCUAUUUUGAUGUAGCCUUUUUUUUUUUCACGCGGAGAACAUCUCAGCUUCAGCCAUUAUCCUCCGAUGCACCAGUAGCCAGGUGCCAUAAUUUUUGUUGUUAGUAAAGUUUACAGAUAUGGGAGUAUAUGUUACUAUAAUAUUGUGCUCAGCGUAAUAAUCUGGCACUCUUUUUUUUUCCCCUUUUUCUAGGUCAUCUUAUUCACAAGACGAGAUUACUCCUCCUGACAAGUGGCAAAUUCUGCCUGAGCAAAUAGAGUUUGAGGAAGAGCUGGGGAGAGGAGAAUUUGGUGUUGUUUACAAGGCAACCUAUAGAAAGAGUGACGAGAUGGAGGCGUUGGUCACUGAGACUUCAAAAUGGCCCGUAUCAACCAGGAAGCCGAAAGCACCACGGCUGGUGGCUGUCAAAGUUAUACAUGGUAAGAAAUACUGACUGUUAUCUCCAUAGACAAAGGCAUAAAGUCUUAACUACCUUUCAGUCCUCUUCAUACUACUCUAAGAACCCUUUUGGAUUUAAGUAACUCUUUGGGAACUUUAAGAUCUCAACGCAAUUUUAACAGAAAAAAAAGAAAACUCGACUCUCUUCGAAGACGUGAUCGCAUGAUAUUAAAACAAAUUACACCACCUAAAGACAUUGCAUUUUUAAAAUCGGGAUUGUCUCUCGCUGGUGAAGAGCACAGCAAAGUUGGAAGUGCAAGUAAUUUGUGGUUUCUUUAUUCACUAUGUAAGUGUGAAAAAAAUAAUAAAGGCUGUUAAUUUCCAAAAAGUAGGUUUAAGCCUAUUAGCUCUAAACAAAUGCAUCUCUUAAGAAUUUACCUUUCCCCAAAACCAAAAAAAAAGUAAAUUGAUCUACAGAGCCUGAAUUAAAGCCAACAAUGAAAAUAAUUUUUAGCAAGCAGCCUCUAGUCAAUACAUGUAUGGCAACUCUUUCUGAAGGAUCGGAUGUAUUUGAUUAUUCUGUCUCCCUUUUUUGUGACCCAUGUUGCCCAGUUUACACUGCAAGUCAUUUGAUAAUGAGGAGAAGGGAAAAAAAAUUAUGAAACUGAGCUGCGACAUCACCAUGCUGAAGGGUAGACCCAGGGGGUACUCUCUUAUAGAAGCCAUACAAGUGUGAGCGGGGCCGAAGGAUAUGGUUGUUGACCCCUUUAUGUGUGAAAUUGGGAAAAGAUUUCCACGAUUUGGCAAAAACAGAUAAAACGUGAAACAGGAUUAGGUUUUGCUCUGCCUUGUACCAGGUCUGUAUUUAUUCUAUUCUAUUUUAUUGUUGGUUUAUUAUUUAUUUAUUUAUUUAUUUUUCUAUCUAUCUAUGCAUUCGCCUUUUUAUGAAAGCGGUUUAGGUAGUGAGGGAAACCACUUUGUCAUAUCACACCGCCAACCGAAUUUUCCAGGAGUUCCUCUCGGGGCUGCUGGGAGGGGGCAUGCAGUGGUAAACUAAAAAUAAUAACAGAUGUCUGAAUAUUUCUCGAUAUUCUAUUACACGGUAGAAUACAUCUUUAAAUGCCCUUGUGCAUUAGAGAAUGAGUGGGAAGCGGUAAAAAUGGGCGAAUAUGUUUUUCAAAUGAAACAUUUUGCACUGAAUAAUGCUGAAGAAUAACGAUAAUAAAAUCAAUGUCAUUUUAUUUAAUUAUCUUUAGAUAAUCCAUCUGAAGUAGAGAAAGCAGAGUUCACGUUUGAGAUUGAACAGAUGAAGCUGUUGGGUGCACAUAAGAACGUUGUAUCCAUGGUUGGAUACUGCACGCUUCAGGAGAAAAUUUUCCUGGUUAUAGAAUACGUUCCGUGUGGUGACCUGCUGACGUGGCUACGCCGCAGAAGAAAAAAGGUAAGGAGAUGAACAAUAAUACAAUUAGAUAAUAACGAGAUUAUAUAGGGAGACAACUUUACGAAUAUAUUUGGGUACUAUCAGAACAUUUUGUACAACUUAUUUAAGCAACUACAGUUACUUCAAAAUUAUAAAAGCAUUUAAUGAUAAUACUAACAAUAAUAAUUAUUUAAUAUUUAUUAUUAUUAUUAUUAUUAUUAUUAUUAUUAUUAUUAUUAUAUUAAAAGUAUUUUAUCCUUGGGUGUAACAACAUAGGGAUGGUAUUAAAUCCUCCUAACGAAUCUUAGUCCAUAAAACCUGGUGUGCCUCGAAUUGGGGGCCGUAAUCUAGUAUGGAGAUAAUAACUUUUUGACUCUAGGAUCGCUUGUAGCCACGCAGACGUAAAGUACCGUUUUUGUUACUUGCUUGAUGUUUAGAUCAAAGAACUUCAAGCUACCGAGAGAUCGUAUGCUGACAAAGAGGUUCUGAAAGAUCAGAGAGAGACCAGAGAUCAUGUAGGCUUGUAUAUAAACUGUAGUUUAACUUUCCAUACUAGCUCUCUCCAAAAACGUUUUUUAUCCAGACUGCUUGUUUGUUUUCUGUCUGGUUGACCUAGCUAUCUAAUUUACCCGGGGGGAACUCCGCAUAUGAAAGGGGUUGGCAUGCUUCUCGGAAAUUCUGAAUUAAACCCCUAAAGGAGACCGAUCUGGGCGUGGUCCAAGCUUUUUUUGAUCCCUAAAAGAGGCCAUGUUAAAACACAGACGAAUGAGAAAACUUGGAUUAUAUGAAUGGAGUAAAUGAAACGAAUUAAAAAUACACAUAUCAAAUAUAUAUUUUUUCGCGUGCAGCCCUAAACAACGAGACCGGCUAAAUGAUGAUGGCGUUUUGCCCUAAACACCCUAAAUGAGACCAAAAUCCGAAAUUUACCACUUUCUUAUGCGGAGUCCCUCCCCCCGGGCUAAUCUACCCAUCCGAUUGUUGUUGAAUGGUUUCCACGUAACGUAAUCAUAAUUCAAAAUAAAGAAUUCUUUAUCCUUCUGAGUUUCAAAUUUGUGAACUGUUAGAGCAACUGAUCAUGAACACGUGUAUUUCUAUAAAGUUUCAGUUCGAAAGGGUUCUUCAUUUUGUGACAGAACACGUUUGAAUAUUCAAAUAUAUUGCGUGACGCGACAAUAAUGGGGCAACAAAAGCUGUCACGAAACUGUAGGUUAAAGAGCAGUAUAUCCUUUUUUUUGAGAUUUUGCUAUCUGAACAGUCCUUGUUUUUUGAAUACGUAUGAAGUUUGAUGUUUAUGAGCUCUCUAGAGAUGAGUACUCGCUUUAUGGCCAUGUUUCUGUUAGUUUCCGGCCGCCAUAUCUGUGUUCCUCAGAGGGACGCCAACAUGGCUGGCGUCUCAAAACAAAGCUCUACAAAUUUGGGUAACACAUUUCUCCGAAUACCUUGCAAACGAAAAAACCGCACAGACCUGAAUCUUAGCAAGACUUUCUGCAUAUCCCUUAGAUUCCUGAAUCUAUUCAUUUCCACACAGGUCAGUAAACUUGCUAAGAAACAGAUAAAGCAAGCGGAGAAAAUACAAUUGAGUAUGGAAAUGACCCCAUUACUACAGGAUAACAGCGAGGACACAGCGUCGACUUCUUAUCAUCUCGGGGACGAAGUAUGAAAUAAGUCAGCCAGGAGGACUCAAAGAUUUUAGAUGACGUUCAUUUCUUCUAUAUAUGGAAAAACUGCUUAACUCAACUUAAACGUGGUUUAGGCUUGUAGCUCAUGAAAGGAAUUCUCGUGUAAUCCUGACUAGUGCAAUCGAUAGAGUUGAUAAUGGAUAAUAAUGGAUAACUCUCGAUAAAGAGCGAUUGAUUAAAUUGAAAAUCGAUAACAAUCGAUAGAGGAAAAAGUUGUUGCUAAUCGAUAGUUAUCGACUUUAAUCGAUUUUUAUCGAAGUUGUCGAUUUUAAUCGGCGCUUACUCAAUUAGGUUAACAUUGGCAAAGAACGUUGUUUCCGAACAUAAGUACAUUAUUUAUGUGGCUUUGGACGGUUAAAUUUGUAACGAAGUUUAUUUCACAAAUUACACUCAAUCACUAACGAAGCAUUUUCGGCCAAUCGACAGGAUAAAAAAGAGUUAUAAACAACUGACUCAGCUUGCUUGCACUGGAAACUGUUCAAGUUGAACCCUACAAUGUAUAGUUCGGUCAGGGCCGUAGGAGUAGGGGGGCCGAGUAGGCCCAUGCCCUCCCACUUUUUGGGCGACAAUUAAAAGAAGAAGAAGACACCACUUUACAGUCGAAAAUACUGAGUGAAUAACACAACGCAAUUCUCCCUUCGAUUUUACAAAAUAUGUUGUUAGGGUUAAUUUUGUAACAUUUCAAGUCUGUUUAAAUCUCUUUCUCGCCCUUAGCCAGCGCAUACAACCGUCUCUCCUCGCUCCUCAUGACUAGGGAUGUUUCGCAGGGUAGACGUGGAGAGACGGCUGUCAUACAGGCUACUGAUCUUGUCCUUUGCUUGUAAUUUCCUUGAUGGCGUCACUGUUUUACCUUUCUUUCCAUUAAAAUUGUACCUUAACGACAACAUCAGAGAUGGGUAAAAUAUAUUCUAACCAUUUGCAUUUUCUUUCGUAUUUUUUACAAUGUCCUGUCAAUAACGCAGAAAAUAGCAUUUCCGAGCCCCUAAAUUUAAAAAUUUUCUGGGGGAGCAUGCCCCCAGACCCCCUACUUUGCAGUGCCUUCGGUCUUCUAACUUUUUUCCCUUUGCGCACACCUUCAAAAUCUCACGCUACAUACCUAAAAUCUAUUAAUACGAACCUCGAAAAACUGCUUGUCAAAACGGUUUCAGGAGGCGAUUUCUCAAGUUAGCCGUUAUCAACCUGAAACUUUCAUGGUCCAGAUAUGAUCAGGGAACGUCUUGAAACGCAGCUAACUAUUUUGAAAAUGCAUGUUCGAAAAAGUGCCAUAGCCUCUGUCAUCCAUUAGAAUUUCUCAAUGCAAAUGGACCUGCUUCAUUCAGUGAGACUGCAACAGUUUUAGUGAAACUAAUAUUAGUUAUGCCUGCCACAAGUGCUUUGAGUGAAAGGUCUUUCAGUGCCUAAAAAAGAAUCAAGAAUUACCUUAGCUCUACCAUGACGCAAAAAACGGAUGAACAACCAUACCGGUAUACAAGGAAGACGCGGACAAAUUGAUGUUGCUGAUUGAUGUUGCCAACGACUUUUACACUGAAAACUCUCGCAGGUUGUCAAAAUUUGAACACUUUUCAGAAGUCCACCUACGUUGAACAUUAGGGAACUUAAGAACCACGACGACGGCUUUGUCGACGACGACCGGAAGUGAGAUACCGUGCACUGCGCAAGCGCGGUUAACAAAUUUCGUCGUCGUGGUGUCGUCGACGACGCCAAAUACAGUACAGUCACGUCGUCCUGCAGUCCACAAGCUUCGGCAGGUAUAACUCCCUGUUUUUAAGCGAUUUUUCAAGGGCUUUGUAUUUUUUCACCUCGUAAAUCCAGGUAUCCUUUCUUUUUUCUGCUAACAAGCGAUGCUGAAAAAUUUGACUGAUGAAUUGUGUUUACUUCGAAGACAACACUUAGCUGUGCAGGCCGAGCGAGCGAACUCGUAAGUGACAAAUUUAUUUGUACGUAUUUAGGUCAGGCAAAUCAUAUAUCUUUAAUAUAGAGGAAAUGAACUUUAUAUGAAAACAGCUAUCGCAUCGGAAUGUCUCUUUUUCCAAAUCUAAACUCCGACAGACAAUCGGACUUGGUCAUGUCAUUCAGGUUGAACGUUGAAUAACCUUCGUACGGAAAGCAGAGAUUUUUCCAUUCGAAAAGGUCAGACAACACUAAAAAUUCUUCAUCGUCAAUGAAAGUAGUCGUACGGCUUAUAAAAUAAGAUCUUGCAUCGUCUUAAAAGACGCCUUUGCGAAAAAACGUUGUUGCGAACGAAUAUCACAGUUGUACUACUUCUACAUGUUUGUUUACAUUCAGUGUCGUCGUCGUCGACCUACCGAUCGACUGCAUCUUAAAUUUCCUUUUUCCCGCCGAAACUGACGUUCUCGUCCCAGUCCUUUCCCAGUCAACAGACGUCGUCGUCGUGAACUUCGUCGUGGUUCUUAAGUUCCCUAUUUAGCUAGUUAAUUAGUACUGUUGGAAACCACUAUAUUUUCAACUACGGUGGUCAUAUUGGUUUAAAUAAAUUCCAUAGCCUCCACUGUCACAGUAAUCUCUAGUAAUUUUGAGGGGACACUCGGCGCCCGGACACCGGUCCCUAUUUUUUCUAUCAUCUGGUACAGUCUGUCGGUAACAUUUGUACUAUGCUCGGCUAAUUGUCAUCAUUUCAGUCUAGAUUUAAAUGUCACGUAGCAGUUUAUGUUUUUUUGCUACAAUACAGGUUAAACAUUGCUUGAAGAUAGCCUGAAAGUGGAAAUGAACUAUAUCUAAAAGUGCUUAAUAAAUGGCCCAGUCUGCAUUAGAGCGAAACCCCGACAUCUGCUUUAUACGAACACCCCGUUAAUACGGACACUUGCUAUGUCCCCCUCAGAGUCUGUAUUAACGGGGUUUGACUGUUUAGACUGUAAAGAUUUGGCGGGGGAGGAAGGGGUCUCGUCCCACAACAGUCGUGCCCUGUCACUUCUAGCUUCGUUCCUACGGGCCUGGUUCAAGUGGUGAGAAUACUGUCCAGUGUACAGUUUUUCAGCAAGACCCGGCUUAAAUUGCUUCUUCAAAAAGCAUAUUGGAAAGGAUAAUUUAAAUCGUUCUGUAAAUAUGCAAAACAAAGAAGAUGAUCAACUCCGCAACUAAAUGGAAAGAGAAGUAGCAUAACCAUAAAACGUGAUAAAAAUGUGAGAUAAAAUCAUCUUUUAAAACAGAAAACAUCUGCAUGUUGCUAAUAUAAUUUGCUGUAAAAUAGUGCAUUAUUGGGUUUUGAACCUGGGAGGCAAUCGAUAAUAUCGUUAAAAUAGUUAGAAAGGAUAGCGCUGACAAUUGAUUUUCUGAUAUCGAUUUUUAUCGAUUGCGCUAGUCAAGUGUAAUAUGCAAAAGUUGUCCCUUUAUUUAAUGAUCCGGGAAGCGAGAAGCGCCUCUUUAUGAAAGAAUUAGUUAAAUAUAAAGACGUUUAGAAAAAUCAGAGAGAGGUUUGGGAAUCAAGUAGGCUAUUUGGUAUUGAUCAGGCUUAAUAAAGAUCCGGCUGAUCCUCACUGGUUUGUCGUUGUGGAUGUGCCUUCACAAGUGUUUCUUAUACCACAAAACGUAAUAAUGAGUUAAUUUUUAAAUUUAUUUAUUUAGACUAAGUACGUUUUACCUAGAUUUUUGUUCUGGCAUCUGUAGGUCAUCUGGUUGUUGUUGAACUUUAGUCUUUAAUUCACCGAAAUUCAUUGCAUACAGUAACAACAGAGUGGAAAUUUGAGGUAUACGUGAAAGGAUAGAAUACAAGAUUCCACGAUAUAUUAUAUUAAAGAAUGAUAAUGGUUAAACGAAGAAAUUGGCCAGUACUGGACCAAUAAUUUAAUAAGGUUUUUGUUUUUGUUUUUUCUUACAAAGGAAAGUAAACCUGCUAAAGAUCGGACAAAGCGGAGGCAGCGGACGAACGAAAACAUGGAAUUGAUUUCGUUAUCAGAAAAAAGCAUUAAUGAUGAAGUCCGACAGGAUCUGGCGUCGACUCUUCAAGGCCAUCGUGUAUGAAGGAAAUACUUAAACAUUUCAUUGAAUUUAUUUUUCUUAAAUUUAUAUAUCUGCGUUAUCAAAAGAAAGCAAUGAUGAUGUGCGACUGGAUUCAAGGCCAUCUUGUAGAAAAGAAAUACUUAACAACGUCUUUUUUUUUUCUUAAAUUUAAUUAUAUUGAAGGUGGAUAAGGCAUACAGACAAUGAGCGGACGAGAGAGCUGCCAUGAAGGCUGAAAAGUGACUCUGUUGGGAGGAUUUUGCUAUCUGAAUGGUCAUUGUAUAAUGUCAAUGUUAAUGAGUUCCUCAAGAGAUGAAUUCACCCUUAAGUAGCACAACUCCGCGACACAUGUUUCUGUUGGUUUCCGGCCGCCAUGUUAGUGACCAUUCGGAUGGGCACCAACAUUGCGUCUCCAUAUAAAGCUCUAUAAAUGUAGGUAAAAAAAAUUCUCGCAAAUUUCUCGCGCAUGAAAAAUUGCACAGACCUGAAUCUUGGCGAGGGCCUUUGUAUAUUUACCUUCUUUCAUUUCCCAGAUUCUAGACUUUAUCUAUUAAACGGUUUUGAGUUUUAUUUUUAAUAGCGUGACAGUGAAAACCAGCAAUAGCGUUACAUUUCUUCUACAUGCAAAUUUCAUUGCCAUUUUCUUUAAUCAUUUAGCAAAGUUUGGCUGAUGAGUAUGAAGUUAAGGAGGAUCAACAUUCUAUACACCAAGACCAAGAAGACAUUGCAGUGUCUCCGCAACAAAGAAACAAAGAUGCCGUUCUUGAAGUGAUUCCAUCGACUUCCACCGAAGUAGAUGUAAGACGAAAACAAAAACACCAUAAUAAUUAAUUAUUCACUAGUAAAGAAGCAUUUGCCUCUAGGGCGCUUAUUUUGCUUACGUUUCACGUUAGAAGGACACAACGCCUUUGAGAUCUUGGUUUUCCUGUGCCACUAAUGUGUUCCGUCGAUGGUGUACCUUUUCUGCGCUGUCUUGGAUUUACGUUUCAGCGUCUCGUUUUCAUUCUCUUGAGCUAUUUUCAGUUCCGGGCUUGUGACUUCCAGAACGAUAGGCGAUAUAAGGAAUCGUCUAGUAAAAUGGUGUGUUUGUUGUUUUUAAUCAGUACCACGUGUAUCAGCAGGUGACCGAGGCUUUCUGGGUGAACAUCAAACUGUGGGCGUGGAUUUCAUCCUAGACUUGAACAGUACCCUGGACCCAAAGUAAAUUUUAUCUAGCUCUUAACUGGUCAAUUUAAAGUUACUUUCAGUAGAUAAUACCUUAUAUUCCGUGGCUCUUGUCUGGCUUAAGAAAAUUAUGUUAUUUUUAUCUUUUUAUCCGUUAGUUACCUAUUUACUAACAAGGAAAGUAAUUACUUGAAAGCUGUGCUGUUUCAAGUUAAACCAAAAAUUUGAUAGUUUUUUUUUAUCAAUUUAAUUAGGAUGAGGAAUUCAAAGUAACUGACAAAGAACUUCUAACCAGGCCAUCGACAUCACUAGGAAAAAAUCAAGCUUCUGCAAUGCCACUUUCAAUUGAAAACCUGGAGGAGUCAGGCGAGGAUCCUUGUGACGUAGAGGAGAACUUUUCUACCAAACAACUGUUUUCAUUUGCCUGGCAAAUAGCUAAAGGAAUGGUAAUUAUCUUUGUUUUCUGGAUCGAAUGUUGCUGGGAUUCUGGUUCUGAGUAUAACUUGGAAAGAAGAAUUCAAAAGUCAAUAUUUUAUAAACAUGAAAUAGACGGGAUAAAUAUAUUGGCUGUUUUUCUAGAUAUGAGUACAUUAAAAUGGCUUAUAUGGAAAAAAUUUUCUUUUCGGUCGACCCAGUUUUGGCUGAAUUCGUUUCAAUUCGUUAUGCGUAAAUAUCUGGAUCAGAUCAGUGCCGAUAUUUACUUUUCAUUUGGAUUUUUCAGCUAUACCUAACAACUUAGUGUUCGGCGUAGCCCCGUUAUUACGUUUUGAGAUAAUUUUAAUCGUUGUUUCGUUGCUUAUUUGUUAUUAGAAUCAUCUCGCAGAAAACAACCUUGUUCACAGAGACCUAGCUGCCCGUAAUGUUCUUGUUGGCCAUGAAAACCAGAUCAAAGUGUCAGACUUUGGGUUGAUGAGACAAAUCUAUGAAGAUGUGAGCAGCUCAACGAAGUCCAAAAAACUUCCUGUAAAGUGGAUGGCCCCAGAAUCACUUUAUCAAGGCGUUUACACGACCAAAAGUGAUGUGUAAGUGAUGAGUUUUCCCGCUCCCUUGACAAGGGAACUAUUGAAACGUUUCUUCUGAAUCACUUCUCAAAAUUGUAGUUGCCGUAAAAAUUACAGAAGUAUAUAACUCUGAGGCGCCAAAAUUCUCCUUAUUUGUUUAUAACCAUGCUAGGGUUGGUUUUUAGCCGUGCAAUCAGAAGAACGGAAAAUUGUUUGCCCAAAUAUGAAAUCAUAGAAUUGAAGGCAUCCCUGUCUAAAUAUAGCUAAAAACGGAUUCUCCCUGUCCUUAACAAUUCUCCAAUUAAUAAUUAUAAUAAUAAUAAUAAUAAGAAGAAGAAGAAGAAUAAGAAGAAUGAAUGAAUUUGUAUAGCGCAAAUUCCAUUCAAUGUUCAAAUGCGCUUCACAAUACAAUAACUAAUACUAACAUAAUAAUAAUAAUAAUAAAGUAAAAAUAAAAACUAAUGCUACUACUAAUACUAAUACUAAUACUGACUAAUAAUACUAAUGCUACUAUGAUAUUGCGCUGCAGGUUAUGAUAAAAAUGCUAAACGAAAAAGGUGCGUCUUUAGCUUUGAUUUAAAAAUGUCCAUCGACUUGGAGUCUCUGACUUCAAAUGGCAAUGCAUUCCAGAGUUUUGGUGCUGCUCAAGUAAACGACCUGUCACCAUGUGUCGCUUUAGAUAUAAAUGAGGGUUGCUUAAGCAAGAGGGUGUCACUAGAACGUCUCAGGUUAUAGCAUGACUGAGGCUUCAGUGGGAUAUCAAUGACUCCAAGUAAGUGAGAGCUGUGCCAUGCAAGAUCUUGAAAGAUAACAGAAGAAUCUUGAAUACAAUUCUAGAGUGAAUCAGUAACCAAUGCAACUUAAUAACGAGCGGUGUUAUGUGACAAUCUACCCUCAGUAAAUAUCAGUCUAGCACAGGCAUUCUGCCACGUUGUAAUUUGAUCAAUGAGCAGUUUGGCAGACCAUACAAUAAACUGUUACUUUAGUCAAGACGAAUUGAUAUGAAAGCAUGAAUAAGUGACUCUGCUGACUUAUUGGAGAGAUACUUCCGGAUGCAACGUAUGUUAUUCAAAUAGAAGAAUGAUGAGCUGCAAAUUUUCGAAAUAUGUUCCGUCAUAGAGAGAGAUGCAUCUAACCACGAGUCAAGGUUCCUAGCGAAAGGCACAGGGUGAAUGUUGGUGUUACCCUCGCGAAUAUGAGUGAUGACUACCUUCUCAAGCUGUUGCGGUGUACCUAUUAUAAGAAGUUCAGUUUUUUCGUCAUUUAAUUUAAGAUUGUCAUGCGACAUCCAAGAACGAAUAUCAGUAAUUCAACUUUCCAGUAACUCUCCAUCAUUAAGGUGAUCGAGCCUGUCGUUUGGGCAGAAUGAGAUGUAAACCUGCGUGUCGUCAGCGUAACAAUAAACCGCAGGAAAAUGAUGUUUGAUGAUCUCGAAGAGAUUGCUCUAAUACAGAGUAAAUAAUAAGGGGCCCAAACAGGAACCUUGAGGGACACCACAUUGCAACUCGAAUUCCGCAGAGAGUGUCUCAUUGAUGGCUAUUUGCUGAGACGUUCCAGACAGGUAAGACGAAAACCAGGAGAGGACUUUUCCAUUUAUACCAAAUGUGAACUGAAGUCGAUGCAGUGAAGUGACGUGAUCGACAGUGUCAAUGCAAAAGCCGCACUUAAGUCGAGGAGAAGAAGCAGAGUGACACGUUGAUCGUUUAUGUUAAGGAGGAUCUCGUUAGUGACUUUGAGAAGUGCUGUUUCUAUGCUGUGUUAGGGACGAUAAGCUGAUUGCAGAACAGGGAAGAGAUCAUUGCUGAAUAAAUAAUGUUGAAGUUGCUUGGCGUCCGCAGUCUCCACAAAGUUUUGAGGCAUAUGCGAGGUUACUCACAGGUCUAUAGUUCUUAAAGAUGAGGUCGACACCCUCCUUCUGUAGCAGUGGUUUAACAAAGCGCGCUUUCAGAUGAGAGGAAAAUAGCCUGAUUCCAUCGAAGGGUUAAUUAAUUUCGUAAUUGGAGGAGGUAAUACAUCAAGACACUCAGUAAAAAGCUUAGUAGGAAUGGGGUCAAGAGAACAAGUCGUCUUUGUAGAUGAUUUGAUUAGUUCAUGAACCUCGGUUUCAGAAAGAAGACGAAAUUCAGAAGAAGAGGGGCCAUCAAGUGCAAAGUGGGAUUCGCUAACAUAGGAAGUGCUACCUUGGCGUGCAAUCUCAAGCCGAAUGGAGUUAACUUUGUCACGGAAAAACGUGCCAAAAUCGUUAGUCAUUAAUUGAUUAAGAUCGGAAUGUAGAGGGAGACUGGCCCACUUCGAUAGGGUAAGCAGUGAUUUACAUGCAGUGAACAGUUUCCUCUGGUUGAAACAGUUUUCAGUGUAAUUUUUCAAUUACAUCCAAAAACUCAAAAGUACACGCAUUUUUGGGCUCGUCCACCACAAGUAAAAGGAGUUAAGAAAUAAACAGGGAAAUUAAAUAAACAAUCUAAAUGCCUUGAAUCUGUACAUAUUUAUAACCUCUUUGGUUUUUUUUUUGUUUCAUAGUUGGUCUUUUGGUGUUGUUCUUUGGGAAAUGGCUACCUUGGGUGAGUGGACCGUAAUUUUGCAGUUUAUUGUUGUCAUGUUAAAUUUGCGGUUAACCGACAAAUCAAAAAAACAUUUUUCAUGGUCUAUGACUCUUAUCGACCAUAGAAAUGAUGUCAAAAUGUUGAAAACUCAUGCACGACCCUCAGGAUACUGGUUUUACACUGCAAAGUUUUGAGCUUUCCAAGGGAAUUAAGGGGACCGUGCCUUGACCCACUUUCCCCCUUUUGCCAUGGAGGGAUGUGGCUUAACUGUUACGAUUGUUAUCGAGGUUACUGCUACCAGGAAGGGCGAAAACAAUAUUUCAUAAUGUUUCAUUUGCGGCAAGUUUGAAUUUUCUUGUUUAAUCUGGGCUUUGUUUUUAAUUUAUUAAGUGUUGUGAGACAUCUCCUAGAUGAUAACCGUAUGUGACAAUACAUAUUAAAUUUGCGAGCAUUUGAUGACUGGAAACGAGAAGCCUUAUUAUUAAUCACCCUGCCUUCUUUCAUUACACAUUUAACUGCAUUGGCUAUAUAUCAGACCUCCAUUCAAUCAACAAUUUUUGCAAAGUGGCCUUAUUGAGUUUAUAUCAGGAGAAGUGUCAAUCGACUAAGGCAUCUUUAAUAGAAAUCUAUCCAAUGGAAAAUUGCGCGUAUUCAGUUGUCGAUAUGUAAUCAUUUGUUUUCUUUCUCGCAAUCGUCAGGAGGCGUACCAUACCCCACGCUGACCAACUCAGAGUUGUAUCGACUGCUCGAUACUGGUUAUCGCAUGGAAAGGCCUGACAUGUGCUCCGAUGACGUGUACGUUUCUUGAUCAGAGUGGUCUUAGAUUUAACAAGCAGAUUCCAUUUUUCUGUGCGUCUGCUCAGUUACAUUUCACACUGAACGGUGCAGCAUACGUCAAAUAUUUUAACGCCUUCUUUGAUCACAUUAAAUACUGACCAAACGGACGGCAAGGGAAAGCGUUUGUUGGGAUCCUCACUCUUUGAACAAGGAAACCCUCCAUUAGCUUUAUGGUCAAUAAAGGUAUCAUUAGCAGUGAUUAGGUUAAUCUUUUUCCUGGGGUCGGAGCGAGUACUCCCUGUACUGGGGAGGCACCCCCAAAAGGGGUACCUUUCUCAGUCUUCUGGUAUAGAAAUUUUGCUAGUCGAAGUAUAUGAAAGGGUAGGGAAAUCUGUCAUUUCGGUCUGUAAAAUGACUUAAGAGGACCAGAUAAGAUUUCUUUGCUGCGAAAAAGUCGAAAAAAUUUUCUAGUUUGUUAUUUAUUUCUUUUUUUAAAGGAAGUGCAUUUUUCAGCAAUUAAAAGGGAUAAAGUUAAAGUUCUUUUCUGUCAAAAAUGUUACUCAAAAAAAUAAGGGGUUGGACCUCGGGGCAGAGCUUUACAUAAUAAUGGCUGGAUGAAGGAACGGGGAAUCACGUGAUAACCAAAACGUUCCAAGAGCCCAUUUUAAUGGGCUUUACGUGGAAGCUUUACCCAAAAGGAGUACCUUCACGAGCUAAAAUGUUUGAAAUGGUAGGAAAUUUUGUAACUUCGGUAAUUUACAUUAAAAGAUAUUUUAAACAGAUGUGCCUUUAUUGUAUGCUUAAUGUUAAGGGCUUAAUGGCUUAAAAAGUGAAGUAGUCGUACCAUUUUUCAGGGUAGGCAGGAAAGGAAUGUAUACGAAAGAGGUACCUUUUCUGUCAAAAAUGAUGUAUAAAAGGGGUUGGACCUCACUGUGGAGCCUCCCUGUAAACUCAUGAAGCUAAGAAACCUAUAUAUUCUACUAAAACAUUUUCUUUUAUUCCAAUAGACCUCCUUCGCUUGUAUGUUUUGCUUUGCCAAUACAGGUCAUGUCUAACGGUCAAAUUCCCCUGGGACCUCUUUUGGGAAACCAAAACAUACAAGCUAUAAAGAGGUCUUUUGACACUCUCUAAUAAUUGACUGGAGCUCUACUAAGCAUUGAAUGGUUUUUUUUUUCUCCAUUCAUAACAGAUAUGAGCUGAUUACUGACUGUUGGAACGAAGACCCUUACACUCGUCCCAGUUUCUACCGUUUGAUCGAAAAACUGGAGGCGAUAAUGGAAAGAGAUGCACCAUAUUUGAAUGUAAACAAACACAAUGAAUAUCAUCCGUAUUACAACGUGCCUCCUGAAGCUAGUGCUGAUUAA